Molecule: messenger RNA, 375 nt
Organism: Striga asiatica
Lineage: Eukaryota; Viridiplantae; Streptophyta; Magnoliopsida; Lamiales; Orobanchaceae
Source: the annotation of a GenBank genome assembly
AUGGAAAGGAAAGAAGCAGAAUUUCCUCCACUUGAGAAUUUUCAUGGUCCACUUUUGGGGAACCAACCACUUGAACUGGGUCUGGACGGCUCAACACACUUACAUCCUGGUAAAAUCGGUGGACCAACUCAGGAGAGUGGUGAAGGAUGUGGUAAUACUGAUCAACAAAUGCAUUCCCGACAACUUGAGCACUGGGAGGUGGCGGAGGAUUUGCUGCUUCUGUUGCCAUUCCUGUUGAGAGCUAACAAACCUAAUAUACAAAAAAUGAAAGCUACCACCUUUAUUGCCCUCUGCAAUAACCAUAAACCCAACCAUCAUGACCCACGCAUUAUCAAUUUAUCGUCAUCUAUUACUCAUUAUCGACUUAACAACUAA